Copidosoma floridanum is the source of this 559-nucleotide messenger RNA. RefSeq lists its product as uncharacterized. NCBI's taxonomy places the organism in Eukaryota, Metazoa, Arthropoda, Insecta, Hymenoptera, Encyrtidae. The record is from RefSeq and is a predicted model, not a curated record.
UUGCGAAACNAACUCUGUUCUUUCUGCUGAUGCUGCUGAAUUUGUUCCAAAAGCAUUCACCCCUCCAUCCCAGAUGAGUACUGGAUUCGGGCCUAUAUCUUCUGUGCAAAAUCGUAUCCAACUAGCGCGCCAGGAUCAAAACGUUCAUCAAACUAUGAACAUUCAAAGAAACCAGAGCCACUGGCAGCAAUCUGGUUCUUCUCAAAACUACCAUCACCAUCAAUAUUCAGAUGCGGGGUAUCGGGGACAGUCCUAUCAACAGCACUACAACCAGUAUUCUAAUAAUCAAGAUUAUGGUCAAUAUGAUGGAGGUUCUGGAGACUACAUAGACAAACGUUUGGACACUGGACCUGUUGAUCUACCUACAUGUUUGAUACAAUUGGAAAGUGCAAUGAGAACUUUGACACUGAGUCCUGGAAAAUUCGACUCCUUGGUGGCCCAUUUGGUAGAUACUGUCAAUCCUUUUCUUGAUCAACCAAACCAAUGCGAACAAAUUUUUCAGAUGAUCAUUCAGCAGCUCUUCUGUGUAACUGGACAGUUGAGAGAUUCUGCCCCGUAG